Molecule: messenger RNA, 1722 nt
Organism: Ruditapes philippinarum (Manila clam)
Lineage: Eukaryota; Metazoa; Mollusca; Bivalvia; Venerida; Veneridae
Exons: 4
Coding region: 19-747 (242 amino acids)
Source: RefSeq, a predicted model, not a curated record
AGGCGGCAUUUUUUCAAAAUGUCAACUGUUUUAUGUGAUCCUCCUUAUCGUGAUGUUUUCACAGUGUCUGGUAGACUAGCUGACUUAGAUGAAAAUGACAAACUGUCGUUGCUUUCAAAACCUUGGAAUGAUGCUCAUAAAUAUAAGUUCCCGUCCAGAUUUAUCGGUGGUAAAUUACGGCAUUUCAACGAGAACUGGUUGAAAUCUCAUCAUUGGCUGGUUUACUCGGUUUCCAUGGACUCAGUCAUGUGCGCUCCAUGCCUGAUCUUCAGUAACGGGAAGUCAAGGACUUUGUCAUCAACUCCAUUUAAUGACUGGAAAAACAUAUCAACAGUGUUGGCCCGCCAUUGCGUAGAUGAAGUUCACAAGAAUAACAUCGUCAUGGCAGAUAAUUUUGUUGAUAUUCUUAAUGGAAAGAAGGAAUCUAUAAUAUGCAAGUUGUCAUCUACAGCGAAGGAGACAGUGCAGCAUAAUAGGCACAUACUAGCCAAGAUUAUUCAAGUUGUGCUGUUGCUAGGGAAACAAAACAUACCUUUUAGGGGUCAUACUGAAGAACGGAGUAAUUUUAUGGCAGUGUUGCAGUCUCAUGCACAAACUGACCCUCUACUGGCAAACCACCUUCAGCAUGGAAAAGAUAACGCACGAUACACUUCCCCCGAGAUUCAGAAUGAGCUGAUAAGCCUCUGUGCUGAUCAAGUAAGGCAGCAGAUAAUUUCUGAAUGCAGAAAAUCUGAUUUUUUGCCGUGAUGGCUGACGAAGCUACUGACUGUUCAACAAAGGAACAGUUAUCGAUAUGCGUGCGUUAUGUUGUUCAUAACGGUGAACAGUAUCAACUCUUUGAAAAGUUUAUCGGUUUUGUCACCUGCAGUUCUAUUAAAGGUGUACACCUGGCAAACGAAAUUUUAGACCACUUGCAAGGCUGUGGACUUGACAUUUUAAAGUUACGUGGUCAGUGUUACGACGGAGCAGGAAAUAUGGCCGGAAAGUACAACGGUGUUCAAGCGUUAGUGCGUGAGCGCGUACCCCUUGCUAGUUACGUGCACUGUAAAUCACACUGCCUUAACUUGUCAGUAGUACACACAUGCAAGCUUCAAUGUGUUAGAACUAUGAUGAAAACAGUGCAAGACAUCGGGUUUGCAUUUUCUUACUCAGGGAAGCGUUUGGAGGCUUUUGUUACAGAGUUGUCCGAAGACCCCGUCACACGUGCUCAAUUAGAAGGUCGACAGAAGCUCAAGACCCUCUGUGAAACGAGAUGGAUGAGCCGUGCAGAUGCAUUAACAACUUUCAAACAGGCAUUUCCAGUUGUCGUUCACGCCCUGGAAUCUCUUGAGGCUGACAAUGACGAUAAGGCUGGGGAGCACGUGCGUGCUAUACUGCGAUUUUGAUUCAUCAUUACUCUUGUUACCUGCGAACACAUCCUCAAUAUCCUUGUUGGACUGACUGGAAUACUUCAAGAGGUGAGUAUGGAUUUGUUAGAGGCUGUACGUGAAGCCGGUGUUGUGGUAGACAUUCUACGUGCAGAACGACAGGACGAUGCGGUGUUUGAUGCAAUUUACCAGACAGCCGUGGACAUAGCUGCUGAAUUUCAGAUUGAUGCAAGUGUACCGCGUCAAGCCGCCAGACAGCGCCAUAGAGCCAAUUAUCAGAUUGGGGAUCCAAAGGAAUACUGGCGAGUAUCUUUAUUCAACGUUUUCGUUGACCAUCUUGCCGAGGAAAUUAGUA